AGGAUGAACGCUCCUCCCGCCUUCGAGUCGUUCUUGCUCUUCGAAGGCGAGAAGAAGAUCACCAUUAACAAGGACACCAAGGUACCUAAUGCCUGUUUGUUCACCAUCAACAAAGAAGACCACACACUGGGAAACAUCAUUAAAUCACAGCUGCUGAAGGACCCACAGGUGCUGUUUGCUGGCUACAAAGUGCCCCACCCCUUGGAGCACAAGAUUAUCAUCCGAGUGCAGACCACACCUGACUACAGCCCCAAGAAGGCCUUCACCAAUGCCAUCACAGACCUCAUCAGCGAGCUGUCCCUGCUGGAGGAGCGCUUCAGGGUGGCCAUCAAAGACAAACAAGAAGGAAUCGAGUAGAGG
This is a messenger RNA of Elephantulus edwardii (Cape elephant shrew), 360 nucleotides long. RefSeq names its product DNA-directed RNA polymerase II subunit RPB11-like. Gene Ontology annotation, biological process: transcription by RNA polymerase II. The transcript is spliced from 4 exons. Lineage: Eukaryota; Metazoa; Chordata; Mammalia; Macroscelidea; Macroscelididae. The record is from RefSeq and is a predicted model, not a curated record. Bases 4 to 357 code for a protein of 117 amino acids. Gene Ontology annotation, molecular function: protein dimerization activity; DNA binding. Gene Ontology annotation, cellular component: RNA polymerase II, core complex.